Molecule: messenger RNA, 557 nt
Organism: Quercus lobata
Lineage: Eukaryota; Viridiplantae; Streptophyta; Magnoliopsida; Fagales; Fagaceae
Product: signaling peptide TAXIMIN 1-like
Exons: 2
Coding region: 149-391 (80 amino acids)
Source: RefSeq, a predicted model, not a curated record
ACUACUUGUGCACUCCGCACACUACUUUUAUAUUAGUAUCGUAUUUUCUGCUUCUUUGAUACUAUGAACAAAGAAAGAUCAACAAAAGCCUAUAGUUCCUAAGGCAACAAGGAAAGAAGAAAAAGAAGAAUCAACCAAGCAACAAGAUAUGUGUUGCUGCUGCGGUGAGGAUUUUGAAUGCAGGCCUUUGGGCUUCCUGUUGGGCCUUCCCUUUGCUUUCCUCUCCCUCCUCAUUUCCCUCGUGGGUAUCAUUGUGUGGAUCAUCGGGUUGGUGUUGACUUGCAUAUGCCCGUGCUGCUUGUGCGUGACAAUAAUGGUUGAGUUUGCAUUGGCCUUGAUUAAGGCUCCCAUUCUGGUGAUGAAGUGGUUCACAUCCAAGAUCCCUUGUUAAAAUUUGUAGUAGCAGCUCCGAUAUGGAUUCAUUGUUUGUUUCCCUUUUGAGGCCAUGUUUGCACUUUGGUAUCAUGUAGUUGACAUUUAAAGGCCGUUGUAAUUCUUUUAAUUUUUUUGCCUGGUCCGUCUUGAUUACUAUAUAAUUUUUCUCUUUAUUCCCUUUC